Molecule: messenger RNA, 1374 nt
Organism: Condylostylus longicornis
Lineage: Eukaryota; Metazoa; Arthropoda; Insecta; Diptera; Dolichopodidae
Product: XK-related protein 6
Exons: 2
Coding region: 105-1250 (381 amino acids)
Biological process (GO): phosphatidylserine exposure on apoptotic cell surface; engulfment of apoptotic cell; apoptotic process involved in development
Cellular component (GO): plasma membrane
Source: RefSeq, a predicted model, not a curated record
GCGAAAUUUUCUCAAAGUUUGAAAGCUAUUUCUUACUUCACUAAGAAAGUAGAAAACAUCUCAUUUCAAAAUGAAUUAUAUUUUUUGCCAUAAAAGCAGGUAACAUGAUUAUUGAAAACUCAAGUAAUUCAAAUGAAGAAUGUGUUCAAGACAACGAUUUAGAAUUAUGUAAAGUCAAGCGAGUUUCAAUAUUAGAUUUAAUAUGGAUCGUUUCAAUGAUACUCCAAAGGAUAAUUAGUUUUGGAGUAAAUCUAUAUUUGUUGGUGCAUUACUACAUGAAUAAUCUGGAAGAUUAUUUUAUUUGGACAUUAACUUGCAUGAUUGCAUCAUUAAUUUUAACUACAAUAAUACAUUCUUAUAUUCAUUCUCACGGAAAAGUUGGAAGCUUUAUUAAAUGUUGCCAUGUAAUAAUAUUUGCUAUUACCUUUCGAUAUACUCGAUUAUUAUAUUAUUCCCUAUUAUCCCGGAAGCAUGAUAAAGAGAAAAAUAAGCAUUUACACUUAGAAUAUUAUAAGAAAGUUAUACGUGAAGAUAGUGAUUUAGCACUUUUAAGGAUAUUUGAAUGCUUUUUUGAAGUUGCUCCACAAACCAUUUUGCAAAUAGUUAUUGUGAUCUUAGGAAGAAAUGUUGCAUGGAUUCAAAUAAGUUCUAUUUGUCAGAGCUUAAUUGGUUUAAGUUGGUGUAUGGUAACAUAUCAGCGUUAUAACAGAUUUUCUCAAGCAGAUAAGGAAAACAUGUCAUUGCAAGGGGCUGCAUUUUAUACUUUAUACCAUUUUUGUAUAGCAACAUCCAGGAUUUUAUCAAUUUCUUUUAUACUUUUAAUUAAUGAAUUUCGUAUUAUUGUUCUAUUAGCCGGUAUAUUUCAUUCCUUGAUUUGUGGAUCAUUAAUUUUUUUCUAUUUAAAACCAGUGUUUAUGUCGGAAAAUAUAAUAAGUAGUAUUUUGUUUUGUGGAAUUUUAGGCGUUAUUUAUAUUUUUGUGUUUUUAAUGCCCGCAGAAGGUGAUACGAAGAUACCCAGUACAAUUUAUCAUGCAUUAUCAUUAAUAGAAAUUUUUUUAAUGUCAUAUGCAUUUUACGCUUAUAAUAAAAUUUUAUUUGAAGAUGGCCUUGUCAUAUUCUUAACAGUUUUGCCGAUCUUUCUUUUUUGUUUUGGAAUUAUUAUAAUGAUAUACUAUUAUAUGAAAUUACAUCCAACUAAAAAAGCUUUUAGAGAUAUAAGCAGAAACAUAAAUUCAUCAAAUGAAAAAUGAAAUAAACAUUUUAGAAGUAUUACAUGUACAUACCUACAUCAUUACAACGCCUUUUCAUCAACUAAUAACUUAAUGUAAAAAAAGUAUUUGUUUUUUAAAAAAUAAAAUUAAUAAUUAAUUAAUU